AUGGAGAAGGUCGACGCUAUGCGAACUUCUUUGGACCAGCUCGAAAAUGUCAAGCAGGGAGACAAGCAAACUCAAGAGCUGGCGAUGCCUGCCCGCUUAGCCGCUCUUGACGAUGCCGAGUAUCAAGCCCUUGGUCGCAAAGCCACUCUGAAGAUGGAUCUCACCAUCAUGCCCAUCUUGGUCAUCAUGUAUAUUCUCAACUAUCUUGAUCGUCAGAACAUUGCAAGCGCCAAACUUGCAAACAUCACCGAUGACCUCAACCUAAGUGCUGUCGAUUACCAGACAGCCGUUAGCAUUCUAUUCUGUGGAUACAUUCUCAUGCAAGUUCCGUCCAAUAUGAUCGUCGGCAAGAUCAAGUGGCCUGGUGUCUACAUUUGUAUGGGUAUGGCUGCGUGGGGUAUCAUCUCUGCACUCAUGGCAGUGGUCCAUAGUUUCGUCGGCCUUCUCAUGGCACGAAUCUUCCUUGGCUGUGUCGAGGCCAUCUUCUUCCCCGGUGCUCUUUACUUUCUAUCUCUCUUUUACAACAGAAAGCAAUUCGCUUUCCGCACUGCCAUCCUCUACAGUGGUUCGCAGCUAGGUAAUGCAUUUGGUGGUCUAUUUGCGAUUGGAAUCCUAAAGCUGGAUGGCCGGUCUGGUUUACAAGGUUGGCGAUGGCUCUUCCUCGUAGAGGGUGUCCUCACAACUGGUCUAUCCAUCGUCUUCGCUUUCAUCCUGCCAAACUCGAACAAGAAGAUUCUCGGACUAUCCUCAAUUGAAUGCGAAUGGGUUCAAUGGAACUACGCUUCUGAUCAGCGUCAAGAGGAUAAUUCGGAAGAAACAAGUGCUUUGAGAGGUCUCGUCAUGGCCCUGCAAGACCCAAAGACCUGGCUGUUGAUGGGCAUUCUAUAUAGCGACUAUAUUGUUGGAACUCUUGCCAACUUCUUUCCCUCUGUGGUUGCAGGUCUCGGGUUCGGCACUACAAAAACAUACCUGUUGACUGCACCACCUUUCAUUCUAUGCGUUUUCACCAUGCUAGUCAACGGAUUCCACUCGGAUCGUAAACAGGAACGUUUCUGGCAUAUCGUCAGCCCUUUGAUUGUUACAUUGGUUGCCAACAUCAUUGCGUUGUCAUCACUCAACACUGCAGCUCGUUAUGUUGCCAUGAUGCUGAUGCCAGCGUCAUUCUACUCAGCUGCGAUUGUGGUUCUAUCAUGGAUCACUGGCAGUCUUUCACAGCCUGCCAACAAGCGUGCAUCAGCAAUUGCGUUCAUCAAUGCCAUGUGUAACACUCCCAACAUUUGGGGUAGCUACCUCUACUAUGGAUCACCUCGAUAUGUGACAGCGUUCGCUGUAUGCGUUGCAGCCACGGGCUUGGCGAUUGCAUUUGCUGUUGCUACGAAAAUCCAUCUGAGUAGAUUGAAUGCGAAGAUGGAUCGUGGAGAGAGUUUGGGAAAACAUGGUCCGACUGAGGCUCAAAUUGCCGGUGGAUUCCGGUACAUCCUUUAG
This is a messenger RNA of Phaeoacremonium minimum UCRPA7, 1485 nucleotides long. RefSeq names its product putative nicotinamide mononucleotide permease protein. The record is from RefSeq and is a predicted model, not a curated record. The transcript has 4 exons. Gene Ontology annotation, cellular component: membrane. Gene Ontology annotation, molecular function: transmembrane transporter activity. Gene Ontology annotation, biological process: transmembrane transport. Bases 1 to 1485 code for a protein of 494 amino acids. NCBI's taxonomy places the organism in Eukaryota, Fungi, Ascomycota, Sordariomycetes, Togniniales, Togniniaceae.